Molecule: messenger RNA, 1513 nt
Organism: Esox lucius (northern pike)
Lineage: Eukaryota; Metazoa; Chordata; Actinopteri; Esociformes; Esocidae
Gene: armh1
Product: armadillo like helical domain containing 1
Exons: 11
Coding region: 260-1492 (410 amino acids)
Source: RefSeq, a predicted model, not a curated record
CCGAACCAUGGACAAGAAGGGAGCGGAUCAAUGUUGCUAAGCAACAGCAAACACACGUCGCCAACCUAGAACUAACGCCAGACGACUGAUUUCAGCAAAUCCGGCAGUUAACACGUGAAUAGAUUAGAUUUUAAACAGAGUUGUCUUACUCCGUUAUAAGGGGACAGUCAGGUAGCUAUCUAGCCAGUCUAUUCAAACAACUUUAAAAGCACCCUUAUAGCUAGCAUUGCUGCCGUUAACAGCUACCAAAGGUUAAAAAAUGUCAACAAGCAAGGAACUAACCGCAACCAGUGAGGUGAUGAGUUUCCUUCAAGAGUGGGAUCAUGGCAACAAGACUGUGCGCAGCCGCAUGCUGACCGCUUUUCUGAAUCAAAACCGAGGAAAGACUUGCCCUGAGUUAGAGCUGGAAUUUGCACAGGUUGCCAGUCUCUUUCUGGCUCGGCUGACAGCGUGGAUGAGGUUGACCUACAUGUUCGGAACAUGCUUAGGUCUUCAACUGCAAGCAGUUGGCGUGUUCCUGUCUGCAGCAAGCAAUCAUUGUUAUCUAGUAGAGUUUCUGGAGGUUGGCGGGGUCCUGACGCUCCUGGAGAUCUUGGGUCAAAAACAGACCCAAGAGGAGGAUAAGACAAGGGCUCUUCAGCUGCUCCAGGUCAUCUCAAACGCUGGACGCGAAUACAAAGAGCUCAUCUGUGAAAGCUAUGGUGUAAGAGUCGUCGCAGAGUGCCUGGCCAACUCCAAGACAGAGGAGUCCCAACAGACAGGACAAGCCUUGCUGGAGUCCCUGGCCCAUGGAAACCCCAAAUACCAGAACCAGGUGUACAAAGGCCUGAUUGCCCUACUGCCCUGUACUUCACCAAAAGUCCAACAACUGGUCUUGCAGACGCUGCGAAUUGUACAAGACCUAGUGAAGGCAGCCCAUCCAAGCAUUGUGGAACCUCUGCUGAAUUUGUUGAGGUCCCUGAAUUUGGAGAUUCAGUACGAGGCCAUUCAACUGAUCUCAGAUCUGAGGCGGUACGAGGUCAGACCGGAGCUGCUCAGGGGGCUCGUAGCUCUGCUCAAACCUGCUAAGGAGGGAAUGCAGCAACACAAGAUCCUACAAGACCCAGAAAUGACCAAAAUGACAGAAUCUCUCCCAGUCUUUGUUCAGCAGGCUGCAGCUGCCAAAGCUUUAAGGCUGCUGGCACAGGGGAGUCUGGAGCUGUCUCAGGAACUUCUCUCUCUGGGAGUGGUGCACCAUCUGCUCUACGCUAUGGGCAACCAGGAACAUGCCGACGCCCAGAGGCAAGCCAGCCUGGCGCUGGAGUACUUCGUCCGCUCAUUCCCUGUUGUAGAGGAGGUUGUUCACAGCAUCUUGGGUGCCAGUCUAUUUACAGCCUUCAUGCUCAACGCUGACACCCUCUACAUGAAGCUUGAUGACAUCCAAGCAGAUGUCUUGCUUUCCAACAGCGUCACGGUUUCAGAAGUUCUGGAGGUCCAGAUAGCAGAGAAGUGAACCAGACAAAUUACCUACUGG